Molecule: messenger RNA, 1112 nt
Organism: Mus caroli (Ryukyu mouse)
Lineage: Eukaryota; Metazoa; Chordata; Mammalia; Rodentia; Muridae
Gene: Ier3
Product: immediate early response 3
Biological process (GO): negative regulation of apoptotic process; DNA damage response
Cellular component (GO): nucleus
Source: RefSeq, a predicted model, not a curated record
GCACUCCUCUACUCUCUCUGCACGACGUCUAAAUUAUGUGCCACUCGCGCAACCAUCUCCACACCAUGACUGGCCUGAGGGCCCCUUCUUCAGCUCCCUCCACCGGCCCGGAACUCCGGCGGGGCUCUGGUCCCGAGAUUUUCACCUUCGACCCUCUCCCGGAGCGGGCCGUAGUGUCCACCGCGCGUCUGAACACUUCUCGCGGGCACCGAAAACGCAGCCGAAGGGUGCUCUACCCUCGAGUGGUCCGGCGCCAGCUACCAACCGAGGAACCCAACAUUGCCAAGAGGGUCCUCUUUCUCCUGCUCGCCAUCAUCUUCUGCCAGAUUUUGAUGGCUGAAGAGGGUGUGUCGCAGCCCCUGGCUCGGGAGGAUGCUACCAGCGCCGUGACACCUGAGCCCAUUUCUGCGCCCAUUACUGCGCCCCCGGUCCUCGAGCCUUUGAACCUGACCUCGGAGUCCUCGGACUAUGCGCUGGAUCUUAAAGCUUUUCUCCAGCAACAUCCGGCGGCCUUCUAAACGCGAUGGGUCACAGUCCGAAGAAACAAAGGCACCAUGGGUACCUGGUGCGCGAGAACGUAUCCCAAACUGGGAUUUCUAAGGCAACGCUAACUCAGAACACUACCGCCAAGAGGCACCGUGGGUCCUGGCUAGGCCCACUGGGGACGGACAGAAACUUUCUCCGUGUCUAAUUAAUAUUUAUGUAUUUAUGUAUAUCCUCCUAUGUGGAGGGGUGUAUGUAAUAUUUAUUCUAACUUAUGCAGGGGUGCGAGAUAUGCUUCCCUGCUGUAACACAGAUAUUUAUUACGAUUUCUAGGGUCGGUAAGACAGAGUUGUGGGAGGGAGGACCCGGGUGGUAGGAGUCCCAGCUUGGGGAUUAGUUUUGGGGGGGGCAUAAGAUUAGGGGUAACACUCCGUCUUCCAGCACUUCAACUCUGUAGUCUGUUGUAAGGCUUUGGAAGACCCUUGGGAAUCCGGCCUUUGAUGUCUUCUGGUUGCUUCUCAGGGGCAGCUGCAGGAGUCUUGGGUCCAUGGAUUGUCAGAGGGCGGCUGUCUGGGGUCGCCUAGUAUGUUCUGUGAACACGAAUAAACUUGAUUUGCCUGUCAUUAUUA